AUGGAGAAGAGGAAGGUCUCCCAGAAACAUGAGCAGUCAAUGAUCCAGCUGACUUCAGCUGAGAGGAGUCCAGAGGUUGCAAGGAGAAUAGACUCAGGCUCAUCAAGUCUUUCCGAUACCAGAAGCACCACAGCACCCAGUAACAGAAUCAAUGCUGUUGCAGAAGCCAUUGUGAUAGGCACUGAUGUUAGUACCAAGGGGGUCAAGGAUUCCAUUGAAGCUGGUCUCUUGGUAGCAGAAGUCAUUGAUACUGAGACCUUUACCACUGAGACAAUUUACGAAAACAGAAUAUACAGCCUUAAAAUAGAAAGUGCGCCUAAAUAUCCAGAAGCACCUCCAUUUGUAAGAUUUGUAACAAAAAUUAAUAUGACUGGAGUAAAUAGUUCUAAUGGAGUGGUGGAUCCCAGAGCCAUAUCAGUCCUAGCAAAAUGGCAGAAUUCUUAUAGUUUCAAAGUUGUUCUGCAAGAGCUUCGGUGUCUAAUGAUGUCUAAAGAAAAAAUGAAACUUCCUCAGCCACCUGAAGGACAAUGUUACAGCAAUUAA
This is a messenger RNA of Trachemys scripta elegans, 543 nucleotides long. RefSeq names its product ubiquitin-conjugating enzyme E2 variant 1-like. Gene Ontology annotation, biological process: protein K63-linked ubiquitination; DNA damage tolerance. The transcript has 3 exons. Lineage: Eukaryota; Metazoa; Chordata; Testudines; Emydidae. Gene Ontology annotation, cellular component: nucleus. The record is from RefSeq and is a predicted model, not a curated record. Bases 1 to 543 code for a protein of 180 amino acids.